Paramecium tetraurelia is the source of this 3579-nucleotide messenger RNA. RefSeq lists its product as uncharacterized. Gene Ontology annotation, biological process: meiotic chromosome condensation; mitotic chromosome condensation. The record is from RefSeq and is a predicted model, not a curated record. Gene Ontology annotation, cellular component: condensed chromosome, centromeric region. Gene Ontology annotation, molecular function: histone binding. The transcript has 5 exons. Lineage: Eukaryota; Ciliophora; Oligohymenophorea; Peniculida; Parameciidae.
AUGAAUUUUCAUUUCCCUGGAACCUAUGCGGAAUUGCGGGACAACCACUUUUCAGGAAAUUAUAGAGUGAAAUCCAAAAAUCAAGUGAGCCAUAUGGAUGAAAGACUAAUUUUGAUGCGCCUCAAUUAAUUCGAAGAUGGUUUCAAUCAACUCGCAACUCUAAUUGAAGACCCUUAAUACUUUGAUUUCCUCUACUAUUUAGUCGAACAUCUAGAUGCACAUCCGAAUCAAAAAGUAUAAUUAUAAUUGGUUGAGAUCCUUUCAUUUCAAAUUCAAAAAUUAUACCCUGAUCAUGCUCAGGCAUUUAAGAUGACUCUCUUCUUAUUACUCAAUUUAUUGCAACAGAAGCAACUAUAAGGUUAAUAAGUGAGAAGAGCAUUAAAGACUCUGUAAUAAUUAUUUAAUCUGAACGCCUUCCAUGAUUUCGGUAGAGAAGGCAGCAGAUACAUAUUUGAUCUAGUUAAGAUGGCUGUGGAAAUUAAGGACGCUCAAAUAAGAGAAUUGUGGAUCGAUGUUUUGGUUUAAGCAAUUGCAAUGUGGCAGACCUAUGAUCUAAACCUCAAAAACAGGAUAGUUCAUUUGAUGUAUGAAUAAGAGAGUGUUGUCCUGAACAUCUCCAAAUUUCUAUUGGGAUGCAGCAAGAAUGACAGAUUGAAGUAGUACACCGUAGAUCAAAUUAUUCUACUUGUCAAUUACAUUACUGAGAAAUCUACUAAUCAAACUGAGAGUCUGGCAGUGAAAAAUCUCAAAGAACUCCUGUCUUAAACCUCUAAGGACAUGCCUAAGGUGUAUUAUCAAUAACUCUCGGCUUUCAUUGGUUUAUAUGAUAAUGAGAACUACCAUAUAAGAAAUGGAUUGUCAGAAUUAAUAACAAAUGUCAUCGAAUAUCUGAUCAAGGAAUCCAAAGAUUAAGAUAGCGAUGAAUUCUAGUUAACUAAUGCCAACAACCUGAUCAAAUAGCUCUUGGAUCGUCAUAUGGAUAAGACAGCCUUGUGUAGAUCAAAUGUGCUUCAUUGCUUGUCCUAACUGUUGAAUUCCAAUUGUGUACCAAAACAACAUCUAUAAACUAUUUUCGCAAUUUCAUCCUCCAGGCUGAGAGAUAUCUCUGGCUAUGUUAGAAAGUCCUCUCUACAAUUAUUGAAAUCAAUUGUGCGCUAUUAUAGAUUCUUGUAUGUCCAGAGUUAAGGAAGAUAAAAUUUCUGGUCUUCUGCCGAUAUUGAAGAUCAAAUAGGUAGAAAUAAGGAAGAAUUAUAAAACAUCCAUAAAGAUUUCGAGGAUAUUGAUAAACAAUUUUAAAAAGGAUAAAUCUCAUAAGAAGAAGUUAAUGAAUCCAUUAAAUUUAUUAAGAAGAAGGCACAGGAAAAGAUUAAGAUCUAAGAAUAUUUAGAAGAAUAUCAAAAGUUUUUGGAAGGGAUGAAAACAGUAAUUACUCAAGUUUUGUAAUUAUGCUAAAGUAAAAAUUAAGCAGAUGUCAUUCAUUCUAUCAAACUAUUUUCUUAUCUAUAGAAGUACAAUUAUGAGUCAGCAAAUUUAGGAUUAAGAAGAAUGAUCUUGCUUGUAUGGUCAUAAGAUAAAACUAUAUAAUAAGAAGUAAUCAAGAAGUUUUGGAAAUUAUUCCUAAGAGAUACCAAAAAAACUAGACAAAUUAUUCUAUAAAUCAUUGAUCUAAUUAGUAAAUCAAAUCUAAAAGAACUUAUUUCAUUAGAAAAGAUAAUCUUAUCUUAUGAAACUGAAUUGGCUCCUAACUAUAAAUUUCCAUCAAAAAUCUUCCAUACUCUUUGGGAGUAUUUCGGUAAUUAAGAAAUUGAUUAACGUUCAAUGCUCAUUUUUGUUAGAAUUAUGUUGACUAGGAAUUCUUCCUUACUUAAUUUAGAGAAGGUUGCCUAAAUUUAUAAUCAGUUGUAAAAAUAUAGUAAAAAAGAUCCCGAUUGGAUCAUUAUUAAGGAACUUGCAACCAUAUUGUCUAAAUUAGAUAGAACUCAUGGUAAGAAUUAAAUUAACUUUAAUAAAUCCAUAGAUCUAUUAAUUAUUUUAUUGAUUAAAUAUUAAAAUUCAUCGGAUAUGAACUACUUUUGUGCCUGUGAUUCAAUUAUAUAAUUAGUACCAAAUGCAGAGAAUCCAGAAUUGAUUUUUGAAACUCUUUUAUAGGAUUUGGGAUUUUAAUCUACUAAAAUGGAUUUAGAAGCAGAGGAGAUAAAGUAAAUGGAAGAAAUUCACUUGGCUCAUGCCAUCUAUAUAGCUGGUUCUGUGUCUUUAUAAUUACUCAUCUUCAUUGAUGCAACACACAACUCAUUAAAGAAUUUGAAAAAUGAAAGAGAAAAACAAAUUGGAAAAGAGCAAGAAAUAGAUAAAAUUCAAGGAGGAAUAGAAGGAGAAUUUGAAAAAUUGCAUGGCAUAGUUGACCAAAUUCAAGAUCUAAAAUUGAUUUAAUUGAAUUUACUAUCAGUUUUUUCUCCAAUGGUAAAGCAAAUAUUGUCAGAUUGUCUAAAUUAAAUGGAGACUGAAGAAAAUGCCACCAAAUAAUAACCACCUAUUGUGCAAGUGAGUUUAAUCACAAUGUGUAAAUUUAUGUGUCUAUCAGAAUCCUAUUGCAGAGAGAAUAUUUAGAUUUUGUUCAAUAUAAUGAAAUCUCCUCUUGUUGAUUAGGUUAUGAAGAAUAAUGUAAUUAUUAGUAUUGGAGAUUUGUUACAUAGAUGGCCUAAUUCAAUUUAAAAGUUCCAUAAAUAAAUAUACUCAAAUUUAGCUGAUACAAGUGCUGCAGUUCGAAGAGUGACACUUCUUGUAUUGACACAUUUGAUUUUGAAUGAUAUGGUCAAGAGCAAAACAUCAUUGUCUCAUAUUCCAAUUUUAUUGACUGAUCCUCAUCCUUAAAUACCAGCUAUGGCAAGAUACUUUUUGAAUGAGUUACAGAAAAAAGAACAAAGAGCCAUUACUAAUGCUAUUCCUGAUAUCAUCUCAAAUGUUUAAGAUCAAAAUGAGAACAUUCUUUCAUAAAUCUCUUAAUAUAUAGACAAAUCUCAGAUUGAAUCCAUUGUUGAUAAAUUAAUUACUAUCUUAGGAACUAGCACAAAUUAAUACGAAGUUAAGAAUAUAUCUAUACUGUUUAAUCACAUAAAUUUGUCCUAAAACUCUCUAUAGAAACUAUUGGAUGGUUGGGAAGAAUACAGAGAAUAAUUGAGAGACCAAUUUGUCUACAAUUAAUUUAUGAUUUUAAUUAAAAAGUUGAAAAGAACUUUGCCUUAAGAUGCAAAACCUUUAAUUGAAGAUUAUGAGAUGAAGGUAGAACAUCAUGAUAAGGAAACAUUUGAAAAUAGAAGGAGGGAGAAGGUCACAAAGAAAAAGAAUGUGAAAUAAGGAUAAAAUGAAGGUGGUGUUGAUAAGGAAUUAAAGGAAAAUAAAGGUGGAAAUAAAUUAAAAUAAUAAUAAUAAUAAUAGAAAAGGUAAACUAAGAAGAGAAAAGAAGAUGAUUUCAUGGAAUUAGAAUCAGAUUCGGAUGAUAUGAGUGAAGAAUCAUUAGUAAUUAAGAAAUAAACAAGCACAAGGAGAAAAAGAUCUAUAAAAAAAGAUGAAGAUGAAUGA